AACGCUCGUGUGAUGUCGCUCUGAGCACUUCCAUCUGAUGCUUGAAGCAACUGAUGUCGGAUAAGAUUACAAAAGGGUGUAAACCUGUGGUGCGGACAAAAUUGAAUAACUUCGAGACAAAAAUGAUUUGGUCAGUUAGAAUUCACAGGGCAUUGAGCAUUCAUUACGGGUGUAAACUUUGAAGCAACUAGUGGACAGUAUAUACUUGUGAUUUUUUUGGUUCCCUUUUGAAGUGUUUCAAAGAUCCGCCCGUCUUCAUCAUGUUCCAGUGGCGGUCCUCAUGGCUCCAGACUCUUGGCAGUCUGUUCGUCUUCAUACAGAUCAUCUAUUUAUCAUCAUCCCAACAACUUAACUGUAGAGUCCCAUCAGAUAUAGUGUUCGUUCUGGACGGCUCUGAGAGCCUCAAAGAUGAAGAUUUUAAAAGCAUGAAAAAGUUUGUGAACAAUCUUUUGUUGAGUUACCCCGUGGAGGAAAACUUUACAAGAAUCGGUGUCAUUGUUUUCGGGACAUACCCAGCAGACACCAUUAGACUUGGAUCCACCUACAACAAAUAUCUUUUGGCGGCAAGAAUCGAGAAUCUUGCGCAUCCGAAAUCCGGAACCGGAACUGCUCGAGCUUUAGAGGCUAUGCGGCAGAUGUUCCAAACAGAGAGUUCUCGUCCAUUCGUCCAUCGGGUGGGUGUGGUCAUUACGGACGGCCGUUCCGCUUCACCAGAGCAGACCAAGGCCCAGGCGGAGCUAGCCCGGGCGGAGGGCAUCACUCUAAUGGCGAUCGGAUUCGGAUCCAACAUAUUCCAAGCUGAAUUGGAGACAAUUGCCACGGCCUCCAAUGUCUUCAUGUCGAACUCUUUCAACGACUCCCUGCUGGAAGUGGACAACGCAUUACGUCCCUUGGUUUGUGAUGCGCCCCCCGUGAUUAUUUUAUCUGGCGGCUCCACCGUUCUUCUGGGCGGAAGUAUAGUCCUAACAGCCACCAUUAGCACCACCUCCGCCGUCACAUCCAUGAAAUGGCAGAAGUUGUCCGUUAACGGGGUCGCUACUGAUAUAGACAUUUCCUCGGCGUCCGGGAAAUACAGCGGAAGUACUGUGUCAACUCUAAACCCCAGGCUCGUUAUCAACAACGCUAACUAUAACGAUGGCGCCGUCUAUCGGCUUGUUGUUUCAAAUGCAGCAGGGGAGACAACUAGCAAUGGACUCAGUCUUAGCAUAGUUGAACUCCCAAGCAUUACGAUCAGCGGAAAUUCCAUCGUGGGAUUCGGAAGCAGGGUCAGCCUUUCCGCCAUUAUCUCCAGCACAAUCCAAAUUUCCUCUGUCAGAUGGCAGAAGGUGUACAGCAAUGGCGCCGCUUACGACAUCAACGUCGUCGGCACUUCCGGCAAAUACACCGGAAGUUCCAACUCUAUCACAAAUCCAGUGUUGGUGAUUAAUGGCGUCGAUUUCACGGAUGAGACUAAUUACCAGUUAGUAGUGACUACGCCUCUCGGAGAAGUGACUAGCAACCAGAUUAACCUCAUAGUGACAGGAGGGCCCACAAAUGCACCCACAACCCCUGGAUUGCCACUCACAACGGACAGAAUCAACUCAAUUCCUCCCGAGCUGUGCCCUAAUUGUAUCAUCGGCCGAAACUGGGGCUACAAAUCCGUUCCAGGAGAUUGUACCAAGUUUGUUCAAAUGUUGCCCGACGCCGACGGAAAUGCUCUUGAGUUCACACAUGUGUGCCCCUGGGGUCAGUUCUGGAAUUUGAAUCACCUGACCUGCCAGCCUUCCCACGAAGUCUACUGUGCAGAUAAUCCUUGUGCUGGAAAACUCGCCGGAACUUUAGCCAUGACCGGAUUCUGCAGCGCCUUCUGGGCAUGCCUGAACGGAACUGCUGUAGCUUCCUGUUGCCCCACAAACAGCAGAGCUUACGUCCAGGGGGUAGGCUGCACCACUGACCCCUCAUGUCUGUCGGAGUGUCCCCCGAAAGAUAAUAGGAUUGUGUCUCCCACCGUUUGCACCAACUUCGCCGAUUUGACUGACGAAAAGAAGUUUAUACAGAUGGCGCCCGCUGGCAAUGUCUCUAUGCACUGUCCAUUGGGAACGGCCUUCGUGGCGGCGGACUGUGGUUGUACAAAACUCAUUGAAAUUCUGCCAUCCUCAAACCUUGACGAAUGUAAACCGGAAGUCAUCAUGACCUUCGACGAUCCGGCCAGCCCGUACAAGGAUUCUUCCACCAACCACAUUACCGUCACGUACGAAUACGUCGACGUCGACCCGUCUCUAAAAAUGGCCAGAUUCAAUGGAUCCGGAAUGAUCAACCUGUACCGGUUCUCCAACGCCGAUUUCCAACAGAGCCUCGUUAUCAGGCUUGAGUUUCAGGAUCAGCCAGGUGGCGCUGAACAGCAGGCGUUGGUGACAAACUGUAUCUUCUCCUACCAAGAAGAGGCCACCAUUUCUAUGAUCGUCGAUAAAAAGAUCAGCGCUGUUAUUUUCGGCCUGGAAACCACAGACGCUAAGGCCGAGUUCAUUGUUCCCUACACGAAAGGUGCUGUGAAUAAGGUAAUCUUCGUAUUCAACGGAGAGCAAGCAGUGGCGGUCAUCAACAACGUCAAAGCAAAUGUAGGACUUACAGGAAAGAUCCUCCGUAGACAGAGUGGUAUUGUAAUUGGAGCAGGAAGUCAGCUCGGCCACUUCAACGGUUAUGUGGACAAUUUUGAGCUGUUUAUGUGUCUUCCAACCGAAGUUGAGCAAUAUCUUCAGAACUGACUAGCUCCUAUUAUAUAUUAGAUGCAGUAUAAGGAAAGUGUUCUAGAAGAUAACGUCACUGUGUUUGUGUUAGGAAUUACCUAUGACGUCAUUGUAUUGCCUCUUAAAUGGACGAGAAUCUGUAUUUGUAAAUCCAAAAAUGCAUACGUAUGUGACACUUCAAAGUGAGCAUAUUAAUGCAAGCUAUCAGUCUCAAUAUUUACUUUGGAUUUAUGUCUUUUGUACUUUGUUGUUUUAAUUGAUAGAUUGUAUCGAAAUAAGUAUGGUACUCUUAUGAAUAAUUU
Messenger RNA from Magallana angulata, 3028 nucleotides. RefSeq lists its product as uncharacterized. The record is from RefSeq and is a predicted model, not a curated record. Bases 261 to 2744 code for a protein of 827 amino acids. The transcript is spliced from 15 exons. NCBI's taxonomy places the organism in Eukaryota, Metazoa, Mollusca, Bivalvia, Ostreida, Ostreidae. Gene Ontology annotation, molecular function: chitin binding.